Oxyura jamaicensis (ruddy duck) is the source of this 1145-nucleotide messenger RNA. RefSeq names its product serine/threonine/tyrosine interacting like 1 (gene STYXL1). The record is from RefSeq and is a predicted model, not a curated record. Gene Ontology annotation, biological process: negative regulation of cytoplasmic stress granule assembly; positive regulation of intrinsic apoptotic signaling pathway; protein dephosphorylation. NCBI's taxonomy places the organism in Eukaryota, Metazoa, Chordata, Aves, Anseriformes, Anatidae. Bases 43 to 1020 code for a protein of 325 amino acids. Gene Ontology annotation, cellular component: mitochondrion. Gene Ontology annotation, molecular function: pseudophosphatase activity; protein phosphatase inhibitor activity; protein tyrosine/serine/threonine phosphatase activity. The transcript has 9 exons.
GCCCUGGCAACGAGGGGAGCGCGGCCUGGUCCGCGGGGCGCCAUGGCGGGGGUGCUGCUGUGCGAGCCCGGCCGCCUCUACAACGCCCUGCACCAGCACCGCCGCCUGCCCAGGCUGGCCGAGCCCAACUACCUCAGCCUGCUGGAUGCCCGUACUCAGCGCGAGUACAACGAGAGCCACAUCGUUACAGCACGCAAGAUUAAACAGAGUCCUACAGGGGAGUACCUGGUGCCGGAUUCAGAGGAGCUUGCGUGUGUCAGAUACUGCGUGGUGUAUGACUGCGAGACCAGCUCUUUAGACUUACCUGACGAUGAGGAAGAGGAGAAAGAAAAAGGGAGCAAUGGUUCUUCAGAGACUGCAAACACUGACUCAAGUUCCUUAUGUUCACAGAAUGCCGAGGAAGGAACUGCCGUCCGACACGCCAGAAGCUUACAGCAGUUCACCCGCCACCCUGUGCUCGUCCUGAGGGGAGGAUACAAGCGGUUUUCAGCUUGCUAUCAUUUUCUGACUACCCAGAAGAUACUGUGGAUGCCUCAGGAACUAGACAACUUCCAGCUGUACCCUGUAGAAAUACUUCCUGCAAAGUUAUACAUGGGCAAUUUCAAGCAGGCCUGUGACCAACAGAUUCAGAAAGAUUUGAAGAUCAAAGCACAAGUCAAUAUUUCUGAGCAGCCUGCAGCACUGUUUGCAGAAGAAGGCAAAUAUCUCCAUAUAUCUGUUCCAGAUUCACUUGAAGCAAAUCUUUUUUCUUCCUUUCCCACCAUUUGUCAUUUCAUAGAUGCCCAGCUGGAUCUCGGAGCAGUGCUGGUGUUCUCUAGCCUGGGGAUAAGCCGGAGCAGCACAGCAACCAUGGCCUAUCUUAUGCAUUCCCACCAGUUUUCCCUGAAGAAAGCUUGGGAUCACGUUCUGAAAUGCAAAGAGAACAUGAGACCGCACCGGGGCUUUGUGAAACAGCUUUCAGACUGGGAGGCCCGAAUCUACGGCACCACGAUCACAGACAUCUCUGAACCAAACUAUUGACAGCACAGGGAACACCCAGCAGGGGAAGACGCUUCCCUGUCCACGCCACCAUCUGUCCCGUAGGUAGAAGGUCAAUGGAAAUCAGUUGAAAAAGCUCUGAACGUAAUGGGAUUCCUUCAUCUUUA